GGCUCGCGCAUAGUGCAAACGCAUAGCUCGAACGUCAGUCACUUUGUUGAGUUUCUCAGUUUCUCAGUUUCGAUUCGAUUUCUGCAUUCAACAUGUGGUCCAAGAUUGCGAUUACUGGUGCUCUGGCUGUAAUGGGCGGCGCUCUCUAUGUCAGCGCCGUGGACAACUUUGCGUAUGUGGAUCGCUCGCUGGAGGUUGCGAUGCCCAAGGCGAAGCGUCAUGUGGCCAAGGAAUAGGCAAGCAAAGGAAUGGAGUUACCAGUGCUGUGAUCGAGUGUGCAACUAGUUCCGAUUUGUGCCACAAAAUGAACUAGUUCAAUAUCCGCAUUGUGUGAACAAGUCGCUCUUCGAGCUUGUUAAACAAGCCGGCGAAGAAGCGUCCACUUUCUACUCCACAAAUCUUCAGUUGCCGGAACGAACAACAAAAGAGUUUCAGCGCUUUAAACUAAUUUAUAAAUAUUCUUAAGAAAUUGUUUUUUUUCUGUGUGUUUUUUUUUAUUAUCAUGUAGUUUUGGCAAUUAAGUUCCUGAAAGUAUUCUUAAAUGUUGUAAAUAGUGCAUAAAUAAAUAUUAUAUAAUUACUUUUAAA
Messenger RNA from Drosophila sulfurigaster albostrigata, 587 nucleotides. RefSeq lists its product as uncharacterized. The transcript has a single exon. NCBI's taxonomy places the organism in Eukaryota, Metazoa, Arthropoda, Insecta, Diptera, Drosophilidae. The record is from RefSeq and is a predicted model, not a curated record. Bases 93 to 236 code for a protein of 47 amino acids.